This is a messenger RNA of Paramuricea clavata, 7700 nucleotides long. The record is from the annotation of a GenBank genome assembly. Lineage: Eukaryota; Metazoa; Cnidaria; Anthozoa; Malacalcyonacea; Plexauridae.
GAAAAUUCCUGGUGUGUUCAAGUAUAUUUCUGCCAAAGAUAUUCCUGGAGAGAAUAAUUUUGUUGCUGGUUGCGAUAUGUUCAAUACCAAAGAAAAAAUAUUUUGUGAUGGAGAUGUGGAUUAUGCUGGCCAAGCAGUUGGCCUUAUCAUUGCAAGUAAGUAAAUUGCGAUGCCGAAAUGAAUUUAAUUUAAUUUAUGCAUCGCAUAAAACUGGUCAAAAUUUUUAUAUUUUGUGUGCUCAAAUUACUUUGCCAAAUUUUCUUUGUUGACUCGUACAGACAUACAAGAUUUGUUCUUCGCCAAUAUUUUCAAUAAGUGUACUUGUUCAAAAGCUAGCAUACUUGCUGAUUACUGUAGUUUUGUGUGGGAUAAUUGCAGAAAAGGUUUAAGGGAUGAACUUCAAAAAUUAAUCAGAAUCGAGCAGCUCGAACAAUUACUGGGAGCAACUAUGAAAUACGCUCUUCCCAAAUUUUGAAUAUCUUAAAUUGGCCGACACUGGAAGAUAGGCGACUAUGAAACAAAAAUUUUGUCUAAUGUUCAAAGUAUUCCACAAAUUAGGUCCAUCUUAUCUUUCACGGCCAUUUAAUCGAGCGAAUUUAAUUCACAGUCACGGUACACGAGGUGAUCACUACAACUUUGUUAUCCCUAAAUCAAACACAAUUUGUUUGAAAAAUAGUCUUGAAUAUAAUGUGCAGCGGUAUGGAAUUCAAUGCCAAUUGAAAUUAGGAAUUCCACUUCACUGAAAAUAUUCAAAAUUAAACUGUAGCCUAGUGUAAAAAUAAUUUGUAUAUAACUUAAUUUAAUUUCACCUUUUCCUUGUAAUUAUUGUAAAUAAUCCAAAUUAGAACACCAUUAGAACCUGACGAGGAAGUGUCACAUUGAACGGAAACAAUUUUUUCUGUUUAAAAUAAACCCAAUCUCGUUGCCAGAGCUCAACGAUGGCUCUGAGCACGAAAUUGAAACCAAAAAUUUUUUUCUUCUGUUUUUUAUUUACUCUCAACCCAUCGCUAGUAUGUCAGAAUUAGAAACAGAAAAGACUGGGGACGAAUCGGAGACUGCGGAAAAUGUUGAGUGAAGAUAUAUGGUUACCACUACAAGAAGUGGGAGAGCUAUCACAAACUGGAGAGUUUCGAAAUAUAGAUAAACGCAAGACAAAUGUUAAAACAGAAUUAUUGAUAGAAAAGGGGGAGGGGGUGUAUGAAAAUUUUCGCUUACAUUGAAGGGGGUUACGAAAAUUUUUCCAUAGGUUUUUGGGAGGGUAUGGAAAUAUGUACUUGAAAUUUCAUUUAUCCUCCAUCCCCCUCUAGUAAUUACUUUAAGACCGGUCCCUAACGAAUGGUCUACGCAAAGGAUUGUCCAAUUUUGUGAAAUAUUUCUCAAAAAUGGAUAAUUAUUUUAAGAAUAACAUAAUCAUCUGUUAUAGACACUCAAAGCUUGGCAGAUGAAGCUGCUGAGAAAGUGAAGAUCACUUACACGGACUGCAAGACUCCAAUUAUUUCCAUUCAAGACGCAAUUGAAGCCUCGUCAUUUUUCUCGGAACAAAUUGUGGAUCAAGUAUUUGGAGAUCCCGAUAGUAAGUGAAAGAUUUUCAUUGUAAUUCAAAGAGCGACGGAAAAGUUGGUUUUCGCGAGCGAGCGUGGUUUGAACGCGCGCUUUUAUUUUCCCCCAGUUUUAUGUGUGUGGCCGAUCGCUGUAUAUUUCGUGCGUGAAUUUUUUAGUCUGUUAGUUUCAUCAUUAUUUUUAUAUUUUCAUAGGGGAAAUGGCGUCAUCUGCGCAUGUCAUCAGCGGAGAAAUUUCAUUGGGGACGCAACAUCACAUUCACAUGGAAACACACGUUUGUACUUUACUUAUCUUCAUUAAGUUGCGGGAGUAUGAGACCGUUCGUUAUUUGUACAUUAGAUUGGGUGGCAGAUUCUUAUAGCAUGUUGAAAAAUGUUAUGUGACCCACCUCCCUCCGAUAAUGCUUUUUAUAAUAAAAAUACAUUUUACCAGAAAAUACAAGAGAUACUAGUGAACGUUUGUUUGAACUGAAUUUUACACAAACCAUUUCCCAUUCAGCAGAAAAUGUUUAUUUGCAAAAAAAGUUAGGCAAUGCAAUAUUCUGUUAUAACUGGGUCGUGACUGCAUGAAGAUUGCAUUUUAACUACCAUAUACUGAUGGUGGAAAAGUGCUUGUAGAGAUCUAGAAAUCCAUGCUUGUCCUCUCCAGGCGGCAUACAAUCGCUAGCACAAACGCAGAAAUAUAAUUCGUCGCCCUCACAGCCAACACACCCAUAAUUUGUCAAAACAUCUACACGUUUAGGCAUGCCUUUGCAUCCCUGGCGAGGAAGAGUUGGAGGUCUAUGCUGCAACGCAAUAUAUUGAUGCUACUCAGAUGGCAAUAGCUCAGGUUUUGAAUAUACCAGCGAAAAGGUUGGUUGUUAAAGUCGGAGUUAUAGACUCUAGUCGCAAUGUUUGUAAUUUGACUUGAUAAUCCGAUCAAUGACUUGUGACUUGUCUUGGACUUGCAAGAAAAGUCUUGUUACCAACGCAAGUCAAACGCAAAGUCGUAAAUGUCUUUAUUAAUAUCCAGGCCUUCGACCUUUUUUUUGAGGCGGAGGGAGGCAGAGUAUUGUGGCGGAGUGUGGUGGCGGAGUGUGGUGCCGGAGUGUGGUGGCGAAGUGUGGUGCCGGAGUGUGGUGCCGGAGUGUGGUGGCGGAGUGUGGUGACGGAGUGUGGUGCCGGAGUGUGGUGGCGGAGUGUGGUGCCGGUGUGUGGUGGCGGAGUUUGGUGCUGAAAUGAGACGGAGGUAAUUAAUAUGCGGAGGAAGGUGGAGAGAGGCGGACGAGGGUGCGCACGCAUUACGUCAUAAUGAUAUGCAAGGCGAGCCUGGGCAAGAAAGUAAUUAAGCUGAGCUCAGCAUUUUUGUCACAAUAGCAUUCGCUUUUUAAUUAAAGUCGCUAUAAAGUUUGAGCAUUAAGGCCCAUAUAGACCAGACGCGACUUGGCCACGUGUAAAUUAACUUCAGUAUUUUUAUAUGUUUUUCAAAUACUCGAAACCACUUAAGUAAUUUUAGCUAUUUGGUCUGGAUAUCUUGUAAAAUUUUUAAUGAAAAUUCUCGUCGCGUUGUCAUAUCGCGCUAGGUCUAUAUGGGCCUGUAUUUCGUUGUUCUAACCAUGGAUCGAAUCGUGGUAUUAAUUUGGUUCUGUGAACAAAAACAUAGCUGUGAAUUCCUUUGCCGACAUGAAGAUUGUUAUGUCUUCACAAAAGCCGUAGAAGAUUUGAGAGUGGCCUCACCAAUCCAUAUGCCCUCCACAUCAAAAAUUGGUAAAGUUACCUACAGUUAAAGACAAGAUGAAGCAAAACUACGGCCGGCCGCACUUCGUAUGCUCUGGAGGAGAAAAUCCCUGCAAAUUUUGGCAGUGGGAUGAUGUAUAUGAAAAUCCUAGACCUCUGUCAACAUGGAAUGGUGUGCUGUGAAUGAAAAGUCAAGAAAGAUGGCCCUAACCAAAACCGGUUGUUCCACUGCGGCUCAAAGGACGAUGAUUGUGGUUUCUUCGAAGGGAAACAAUCAGAGCCUCGUGUGAUCACUACUGGCAUCGUGCUUUUCAGUAAUCCAGUACAAUACCGAUACAAGAUUGAAAAAACAGGAGAGACAUUUAACAAUACUAGGGAAGCGUACGAGGAAUAUACAUUUCUCAAAUCUGUUUAAGGUUUCACAAGCAAACUUAACAUUUUUAUACUGUUAUGUGUAUCAUCAAUAAAUUAUGUAUUUUCAUCAAUAAAUUAUGUAUUAAAUGUAUUUUCAAAUGUUGUUGUAGUGUAGUGUUGAUAUUAAUACAAUUAGUUAAUUAGUUAAUAUAUAAGUAAGGGGUGUGGUUUAAGAUAGGGCAAGGACAAAAGACAUUAGUCAGAGACAUGAAUGAAAAGCUGUAACGAUUCAGAUGGCGAAGGGAAUAAAUACAUAAAACAUUAUAGUUGUGUUGCUGUACAGGUGUACGUGUUGCUAAAUCAUUAGGCGACAAGGUGGUAAUUAAGGGAUUAGGCGAACAAAAAUUUAAAUAACUCCAAUGUAUUUCAAUGGAUAGAUAAAACACUCGGCUACGCUUCUCACUUGCGGCACUCAAUGAAAACAAAACAAAACAAAACAAAGUCUGUCGAAGUAGUUAGAUAAGUGCAAUAUUGGCUUGAUUUAAGUUCCUACCCAUCCUGCUUUUCUGUACUUGUACAGAGUUUCAGUUAUACUAUUGGUCUAUAUUCAAGAAAUAAAAAACGAGUAGCGUUUAUUGAGUGAAAUGCACGAAGGGAAUAUUGGGAGAUACUGUAAUUGGUAAUAUAAUUAUUUAAUGUUGCAUUGUUGAAGCCAUAUUUGAACGUGAUAUGUAAAUUAUUUAAUAAGGAAGUGGAAUAUAUUCCAUGUUUUCACUCGAUUUUUUCUAGUGUACAGGUAACAUGUAAGCGAUGUGGUGGAGCUUAUGGCGGGAAAGCAAUUCGUGGUUCAGUCAACUCAACAGCAUGUGCCGUGGCUGCCUACGUCAUGAACAGGUAACUUUCAAGAGAUGACCUUUUUCAUCUGUUGUUAAUUUGACUAUUUUUUCUUCUCGAGUUUAAAUGUUCAUGUGUUGUCGAUGCUUCCUUUCCCCAACUUCACCAACCAGAAAUGUAUUUCGAAACUUGAACUCGAGCUACACAGCAUCACAAGUCCUGUUGACACGUUUACCUCAGUGGCGUAACGUUAUAUCAGGGGACUCCCGGUUCAAAAUAUUCAACACCCCCGUAGAAGUGCCAAAGGCACGAGUCGAGCGCCGUAUAUGCACGAGUUUUUGAAUCUAGACUCUCUGAAAUGCAUUUCCUGGACUUUGGGGAGAGAUUUUACAGAAUUCUGAUGGUCAGAAAACGAUAUUGUAACAUAUCAGAGGCCCUGGCGAAUGUUUUUGCUCUAUCGCCUAAGCCUGGGGGCCCCUGGUCCCCAUUUGGCCAAUUGGAGUUGGGGGUUCUCCCGGUUCUCCCGGUCUGAGCCGAUAGUAGUUACGCCACUGGUUUACCUUCACUCACUACUCUUCCACAAUUAGCCAAGCGUUACCUCCUGAUGUGUUCGCUGUUACAAACCUCUAUAAAGCGGUUACCACUUCCAAGACAAAUUGGUGAGACCCCGAACGUGUCCGCUUAAUAGGGAUUCGAUUGUAUACAACAACGCGCACCUUAGUUCAAAUAUUUAUAAAUGUGUUGUAUUUAAAGUGGCUAUGCGACAAUUUUUUUUAUGAUUGAAUUGCAAAGUUCAUUUAAAAUCAUAGUAUAACUUGUUUUCUAAAACUUUGUAAUCUUUCCUGUAUGUCAAGAUUUUCGACUUUGUUUGAUAUACAAAUGUGACUUAAAUGACGUCACACUGCAUAAUGCGUUUUACAGGAGACUGUGUUGUAGCUUGCUAAUAUUCUCAUUAUCUCAAAUUUACAGAUGAAAUGAUCGCUUUGAUAGCUCUUAAAGUAUAUCACUUUCAAUGUUAAUGGAGUUAUCAAAUGUUUGACAACGAAACGUCAACGCUUUCUUUCUAAAAACUCAUUAUGAAGUGUGACGUCAUUUAAGUCACAUUUGUAUAUCAAUUAACAAAGUCGAAAAUCUUGACAUACAGGAAAGAUUACAAUGUUUUACUAUGAUUAGUUAUACUAUGAUUUUAAAUGAACGUUGCAAUUCAAUCAUAAAAAAUUGUCGCAUAGGCACUUUAACCUAUUACAUGCCGGUGUUUUAACACACUAUGACCAGUUUCGAUGGCUAGCUGCGCCAUUGCUCCGGGUAGGCAUGCUGCCCCUGACAAUUUCUGCGUUUUCGAACCCUCAGAGGAGCCGUUCUUCCGUAUUCCCUAACAGGAAAUUUGAUGAAAGUUGUGAAGUUUUUGCAUUUAAAAAUUCAACAUUUUGUAAAACACGUGAUACCUUUGUACAACUUCGUCCCCAGUUUUGAAACAACGGUCACCCUGUAUACAAUUACAAUCAUAAAUGAAUUGCUUUUGUUCCUGUUGAUAUAUACACAAUGUCAAUGUAACGAGAAUCUGUACAGAUGAGAUUAUUGUAACUGCCUGUGGAAGAAAGAAGUGAAGUAUUCAAGUCUGUAAUGAAGUUAUCCUGGAUGAGGAUAUUACUGAAGGUUAUUACUGACCCUAGCUACCGACGGCCUUGAAUGAACACAUAUCAUUAUCAGACAUGUUUUUAAUCUGUAUUUCAGGCCAGUACGACUUCGAAUGAACUUCAAAACCAACAUGGAAAUGGUUGGAAAAAGAUUUCCUUAUCUCGCGAAGUACAAGGUAUAGAUUCUUUAACCAACACUGCGGUCAAACGUUUGGGUAUUGACUGCUUAUACUGGAGUGACUGGAAAUAUUAUUGUAUUCACGAAGCUGUAGCAAUAAUUGUAAACAAAAUUACGAGAGUAUAAACUUUAGUAUAACUUCGUCUUUACCCUAUUUAUUAGCAUGAAUUUUUUUUCUGGGCUCAAUUCGUUAAAAUAUUUUUUAUCCAUGUUGUUACAAAUUUUUCCCGAAGUAAAAUUUGUGGCUGCCUGUUAAAAAGAACAUUUCCCAAUCAAGUUAUUUUUGGUAGUCUUUGUAUUCCCGUGUUUACUUGAAAAGUUUUUCCUUGUACCCGCAAAGAUUUGACUAUGUUUCCUUGAUCUCUUGAAACCCUUGGCAGCCCUCACAUCUGAUUUCGAAACCUUUCAAUUAUCUGAUUUACAAUAAUUAUUUGUAUUUAAUUUUGACUCGACUUUUGUACUAACACAACCAAAGGUUACCAAAGGUUCAGUACGGUGAUUAGAAGAUAAUGAGCCUGUACACUACUUACCGCUCAUGAGCGAUUAAAUGUUAAAUUGUCUUUGCUGUACCUCUAGGGAAAACUCUGUGUAUAACAGAUGGCGCUAUCUCUAGUGCAAAUUAUGUUAGCUUAGCUGUCGUUCACCCUAUAGGUUGGUGUUACUAGCGAGGGAUUAUUGAAAGCGGUUGAUCUCACGUAUUACACUGCUUGCGGGAAUGCAACUACUGAUUCUUUAUUGGCAUAUUUUUCUGUCAUGAUGGAUAAUGGUGAGUUUUAUUUACGGGGAGUAUUGACGCGUGUGUUAUUUUCCCACGCGUUAAUUCGUUUUCGCGUUAAUUUCAGUAUUUGCGUGAUAAUUUUGGGUAAUUUUCUCAUACCUUGUAUGAUUUGAUUGGACGAAAGUUGUUCUCACGUGUGAGAAAAUUGUUUCGCUUUCCUGAUUAGUUUUGUCAAUGGUGAAGCGAUUUUUCGCAGUUAUAGUAAAGCCAUUCGGAACUAUAUAUAUCGUUUAUUGUAUAAUAUCAAAACACCUCCCUCCUCAAUAAAUCUCCAUCUCCAAGAAAGGGAGUCAGCUGAGCAGAUUAAUCACAAUAUCACUGAUUUUUUUUCAAAAUCCUUACCAUGGAAAUAGUAUGGAUUUUCGUUGGAAAUAUUAUGGAGACUGAAUUUUCGUACUAAUUGUAAUUUCCAUACAAUUGGUAUAGUAUCGAAAUAAUAUGAAUAUACUAUGGAUUUAGUAAUGUAAUUGCAUAUUCCGUAGCAUGGAUUUCACUAUAUUUUGUCCAGUGUACUUUUAUAUUUGUAUUUUUUCAAUAUUUUUCUCUGUUUCCCUUACGAACAGCGUAUUAUUGUGAAAACUGGAAAUAUCGAGGUGUGCCAUGCAAGACGAACACUGCAACUAACUCCCUCACACGCUCACCAG